Molecule: messenger RNA, 4019 nt
Organism: Neltuma alba
Lineage: Eukaryota; Viridiplantae; Streptophyta; Magnoliopsida; Fabales; Fabaceae
Product: CST complex subunit CTC1
Exons: 17
Coding region: 1-3912 (1303 amino acids)
Biological process (GO): telomere maintenance via telomere lengthening; positive regulation of DNA replication
Cellular component (GO): CST complex
Molecular function (GO): telomeric repeat DNA binding; single-stranded DNA binding
Source: RefSeq, a predicted model, not a curated record
AUGGACGAAGCAAUGAAAGAUCAUGUGAAGAUUGUUAAGAUAUCAGAGCUCGUACAAGGUGCACGACCUCUCACUUCCACGGCGUCUCUGAACGUACGGUCGUCCAGCCGUUCGUUCGCUCACAGUACCUGUUCUUCUUCCAUUUCAAGCCCCAACACUGUGCCUCGAGUUCUCACUGCUCUGAAACAUCCCACCGUUGUCGUUGGAACCCUAACCAUUCCAAGCAACAAUUAUGGCUUAUCUUCUGGCUGCUCUUGCUUGCAGUUUUCCGAUGCCAAAUGUACUGUUUGUUGCGACGUUCUCGGAUUCAACGCAUAUGCUAUCGGCAAAGAAAUUCGUGUGUAUGCUUGGAAUUUCAUUCCUCGUAAACGUGGCAAGGGUUUCUUGGAGAUUAUCAAAUGGGAGUUUUCGGAUUCCAGUAACGUCUUGAGGAAAAGGCAGCUGGAGAGGGAAAACGAUUUGGAUUCAUAUCCCUUGGUGCCUAGUUGUUCUAGCGCUCAAAGUGUUUGUUUUUCAUCUGGGCAUCGCGUCUAUGGGGUGCUUGAUUCUGUUCGCCCUUUAACUGAGGUCCCUUGUACGAUGCUUGCAGGUGGUUCCAAAAGCGCCGAGGCUUGGAAUUCGUCUUCAUCACGAAACUUGCUGGGGUUUUUGGCAGAAGUAAUAUGUUGCGACUGUAGAUUAUGUAGUUCUAAAAAGUUGUCAACUGAUUUGAGUUGUUUAAUGGCAGAUGGAAAUAGUCAUUCUUUUACCAAAUCAGUGUUUGUAUAUUUUAUUGACAAUGCAUCAUCUUGGCAUUCUGUAAUCAUUAAGCUUAUUGGUGACCGCAUUAUAGUUUCGGGAUUGAAGAGAAAAUUGGUUUUCACGGGAAAGGAGGAGUCACAUAUAAUGUAUGUGACUACCAAUGAGUCUGUUCUACAUGUUGCUCCGUUUUCCAAGCAGUGGCAGCCAUGUUCGAAGAUAAAUACAAAGGGAAAGAGAAAAUUCGGUACAUAUACUGGCAUAGUUAGAGGCAUUUACAUGCAAGGGAUGGUUGUUGAGGUGGACCAUGAUGUUUGGCUUCUUUUAACAGACCAAAAACUUACUCUGCCACAUAGUGUUAGAGUCGGUGCCAUUAUAUCUGUCAGAAAUGUCCAUUUCGUGGAUCCCAAGUUUGCAUGGACAAAAAUUCUUAUACUUGGCGCUUGCUUCAAGAGUAGCAUUGUGGUGGAAUCCUUCUCCCCUUUUGAAACUGAGUGUCAUAUGAUUCCACAAUCGUCAAGUAUGCUGGGAAAAUUCAUCGAGUCACUACCAUUUGCUGAAAGACUAUGGGUAUUAUUUCUUGUCUCAAGCCUACGUAAAAAGUUUGGUGGGAUCUUAUCCGACACAGAUCUUCUUGGAUCAAAUUAUAAAGAGGGACUGGCUCAGAUGUUUGCUCGAUUACAGUUACCUUCACCUGUAUUUCAGACACAGUUUGGUGCUUUCCUUGGGCUGUGUAGACAUGAUUCAUUUGGGUGUGGCAGAGAGCUGCAUUGUGGUUCACUGAAACUGGUAUUACCCAUGUCUAUUUUUAUCUGUCACUGUAGAACGACCAUAAUGAGAAUACUGAAGACAGGAAAUGACUGUAAAUCGCUGACAGUGGACAACCAUUCGGGAUUUUUAUCUUGUGAAGUGAGAUCUUGUGGUCAGUCUGUUAGAAGGAUCAUUUCCAGUGAAGAUGUUGGCUGCCUUUUGCUCGGGUACCUAAAGGUUGCUCCAUCAACUGGAAGACUGCAGUUGGUUGAUGCUACCGGCAGCAUUGAUGUCCUAAUACCUGAUCUUCCGUUAACAUGGGAUCCUGAUGAAUUAUAUGAGGUGAUGGACUUUAACAUUAUAGUGGACGGCAUACCUGAACUUGUGGAUCACUUGGAAUUGUAUGACGCUGAGUCAUUAUCAUGUGGAGCCAUCUUUAAAUGCAAGUUCACACAGCCAACAAAAGACUUAAACUUAUUAAUCCAUGUUCACUUUCUCUGGAAGAACGUACAAUGCAGGAAUUUCCCACUUCAUUUCUAUCCAAGCAUGAAGAAUGAAUCUAAGAUACUUGAACCUGGAAACUACCAUCUGCUUAGGGUAUCCCACAAAUUUCCUCAGCUACAGAAGGAACAUAAAGAAAGUAAUUUCUGGGGUAAUGCUACUGGUAACAAGCAGGUACCCAUUAAGAGGCAAAAACUUGUGGAGGCAUCAAGAGACCCAUUGCUGAAAGAUGAAAUUGGCUAUUCUCUCUGUGCUUGUUCUAAUUCUUUCAGUAGCUCAGGAGAACAGAACCCUAUCAAUUUGAGUUCUCACCAGAUACCUUGUCAGGCUACAUUUAGAAACAUUCCUCAUAAGAAUAUAAAUAAUUCAGCUAUCUUGCAAUCUAACUUUUCUACUGUAGAUAAAGACGUUGAUUCUCAUCAAACUGGAAGAAUCAUUUUUUUGGAAAUCUCAUCUGAGAAUUUUUUGAACUAUCAGUUGCAGAUUGGUCAUUUUUACGCCAUAAAACAUCAUAAAGGUUGUUUCUGCAGUUUAAAAGAUGCUCAAAGUUGUAACAGUGUUAAAGUUCUCGAUUCUUUAAGAUAUAUAUGGAGCAUUUCAUUUCUUUCUGAGGAGGAUCCUAGCAAUAACAGGGCUUUUCUCAAAGAUGGCAAUGCAUCAGGUAUCACUUCAGAUGUUUGUCUUUGCAUCCCUGCAAAUCUAAAAGAUCUCCUGCGGUACAAUUUUAUGGGCUCAGAAGGUCAAGGCCAGACAUCUACAAUAUCAGAUGCAAGUCUUAUCCGUUCUCCAACAACUGAAGCUGCAACUGCUAGCCUUUCUCAGUCCUCUGAGUGUCUUGUUUCAAGCUGCUUGUUUCCUGAGGGGAAUUUGAUUAAUCUCCAGGGUUAUAUCAUUGACAGUCAUGACGUUGGUUCUAGUAUUAGAAAUUCAUGUUUGACUUGUACAGGCAUAAGUGCUCUUCAGUUGAAAGGCUCUGUUGGAGCUAGAAGCAGUAUAUGCAUUCAUGUCUCAGUAGAUGGACACAUUGCGAAGAUAAUUGGUUUGAUAGGAAAACGUGCUUUUCCUCCUGGUUUUGGUCCUGGUGUAUGUGCAACAUUUCAUCGAAUUCUUGAUUUGAGGGGUCACAAUGAAUUCCUGUUGCUGCCAGUAUCAUUUAUUGCUAUAAACUCUGUAAUAUUACACGAUCAAUCAAACAGUGAUGGGCCCUGCAAUUUUAGAUCUACUUCAUAUACCUGUGAUGCAUCUGUAGCCCCUUUAUUUUCUGGUUUGAUUUCUGAAUUGAACCAACGCUUGAGUCACAAGAAAAUUUGGCUUCGUUGCAGAGUUGUCGCAGUCUUUGUUUUGGUUCUAGAGAGGAAUGCCACUGUAUGUGAUUUACAAGCAAAAAGCAAUGCUUUAGCAUCUCUUUUGGACAUUCCACUUGCUGGUUUUGUGUUGGAUGACGGGUCAUCUCCGUGUUGUUGCUGGACUUAUGGUAAUAUGGCAGCAACCUUGUUGAGACUACAUGAAAAACUCUCUAAAAGCAAUGACUGGUUACUAAAGCUGGCCGGGAUCAGUGGCAAUACUCCCAAUACUGCUACUGAUCGUCUUGGACGAAUUUUGAACACUCACAAGAGAAUUACUGUGAAAAACUAUGGUUCGUGUUUUAAGCUGGCUUCUCAAAAACAUUUUGUUUCUGCUACUUCCGGUCAAGAGCUAUGCGGAUCUGAUGAAGGCCUCCUCAAGUUCAUAGUCUUCAAUUCUUGCUUUGGUAGACCUUGGAAUGUGGCUGCUACUCUGAUGAGCGAUGAGGAGGUUGGUCAAAUAAAGGAAGAGUACCAUGUGGAAACGGAGAUUGUGGAUAAAAUGCCGAAUAUUCGGGCCCAAGAGGUAUGCUAUGUGAACACCUUAACUGAGGCCAGGAAUAUGGCUAAGCAAUUUUGAAAAGUUAAUGCUUAUGAAGGCCUAAGCAUUUUGAUUGUAUAAAUAAUUUCCUUCUGGUAUUAAAACUUGAAUAUGCCCUCUCAUUCUAAAUGGAUCUUUCAUUUAUA